Messenger RNA from Cercocebus atys (sooty mangabey), 3372 nucleotides. RefSeq names its product SRY (sex determining region Y)-box 17 (gene SOX17). Gene Ontology annotation, molecular function: RNA polymerase II cis-regulatory region sequence-specific DNA binding; DNA-binding transcription activator activity, RNA polymerase II-specific. Gene Ontology annotation, biological process: vasculogenesis; positive regulation of transcription by RNA polymerase II; angiogenesis. The record is from RefSeq and is a predicted model, not a curated record. NCBI's taxonomy places the organism in Eukaryota, Metazoa, Chordata, Mammalia, Primates, Cercopithecidae. Bases 247 to 1497 code for a protein of 416 amino acids. The transcript is spliced from 2 exons.
CACAUCUGUGCAGAAAAGGCCCUGCGGCCCAGGGGCGCCCGCAGUGUCACUAGGUCGGUUGGGGGCCCUGGGUACGCUGUAGACCGUAGACCGCGACAGGCCAGAACACGGGCGGCGGCUUCGGGCCGGGAGACCCGCGCAGCCCUCGGGGCAUCUCAGUGCCUCGCUCCCCACCCCCUCCCCCGGGUCGGGGGAGGCGGCGCGUCCGGCGGAGAGUUGAGGGGAGCGGGGCCGGCCUGGAGCGCCAUGAGCAGCCCGGAUGCGGGAUACGCCAGUGACGACCAGAGCCAGACCCGGAGCGCGCUGCCCGCGGUGAUGGCCGGGCUGGGCCCCUGCCCCUGGGCCGAGUCGCUGAGCCCCAUCGGGGACAUGAAGGUGAAGGGCGAGGCGCCGGCGAGCAGCGGAGCGCCGGCCGGGACCGCGGGCAGAGCCAAGGGCGAGUCCCGUAUCCGGCGGCCGAUGAACGCCUUCAUGGUGUGGGCUAAGGACGAGCGCAAGCGGCUGGCGCAGCAGAAUCCAGACCUGCACAACGCGGAGCUGAGCAAGAUGCUGGGCAAGUCGUGGAAGGCGCUGACGCUGGCGGAGAAGCGGCCUUUCGUGGAGGAGGCCGAGCGGCUGCGCGUGCAGCACAUGCAGGACCACCCCAACUACAAGUACCGGCCGCGGCGGCGCAAGCAGGUGAAGCGGCUGAAGCGGGUGGAGGGCGGCUUCCUACACGGCCUGGCCGAGCCGCAGGCGGCGGCGCUGGGCCCCGAGGGCGGCCGAGUGGCCAUGGACGGCCUGGGCCUCCCGUUCCCCGAGCAGGGCUUCCCUGCCGGUCCGCCGCUGCUGCCUCCGCACAUGGGCGGCCACUACCGCGACUGCCAGAGUCUGGGCGCGCCUCCGCUCGACGGCUAUCAGUUGCCCACGCCCGACACGUCCCCGCUGGACGGCGUGGACCCCGACUCGGCUUUCUUCGCCGCCCCGAUGCCCGGGGACUGCCCGGCGGCCGGCACCUACAGCUACUCGCAGGUCUCGGACUACGCUGGCCCCCCGGAGCCUCCCGCCGGCCCCAUACACCCCAGACUCGGUCCAGAGCCCGCGGGUCCAUCGAUGCCGGGCCUCCUGGCGCCACCCAGCGCCCUGCACAUGUACUACGGCGCGAUGGGCUCGCAUGGGGCGGGCGGCGGGCGCGGCUUCCAGAUGCAGCCGCAACACCAACACCAACACCAACACCAGCACCAGCACCAGCCCCCGGGUCCCGGACAGCCGUCGCCCCCUCCGGAGGCACUGCCCUGCCGGGACGGCACGGACCCCAACCAGCCCGCCGAGCUUCUGGGAGAGGUGGACCGCACGGAAUUUGAACAGUAUCUGCACUUCGUGUGCAAGCCUGAGAUGGGCCUCCCCUACCAGGGGCAUGACUCCAGUGUGAAUCUCCCCGACAGCCACGGGGCCAUUUCCUCCGUGGUGUCCGACGCCAGCUCCGCGGUAUAUUACUGCAACUAUCCUGACGUGUGACAGGUCCCCGAUCCGCCCCAGCCUGCAGGCCAGAAGCAGUGUUACACACUUCCUGGAGGAGCGAAGGAAAUCCUCAGACUCCUGGGUUAUUGUUGUUGCUGUUGUUGUUGUUUUUUAAAAGGUGUCUUGGCAUAUAAUUUAUGGUAAUUUAUUUUGUCUGCCACUUGAACAGUUUGGGGAGGGGUGAAGUUUCAUUUAAAAUUUGUUCAGAGAUUUGUUUCCCGUAGUUACAUUGUCAAAAACCCUAUUUCCAAGUUCAAGUUAACUAGCUUUGAAUGUGUCCCAAAACAGCUUCCUCCAUUUCCUGAAAGUUUAUUGAUCAAAGAAAUGUUGUCCCGGGUGUGUUUUUUCUAUCUUCUAAAAAAUAAAAUCUGGAAUCCUGUUUUUUCGUUCUAGUAGUACCUCUGUCACACUAGUUUUAUCAAAACCCAAUUUUUAAGAUCAAUGUUAAGUCUAUUAGUUAAUGUAAAUUUCUCAUCCUCUUGAAAAGGGUGAACAUAAUUUAAGGACUAUAUCUAAAAAUAAACAUUAGGAUAUCUAAGUUUGAUGUAAUUGUUUCGGGAAGGAAAAAAGAAAAGCAUUCUGGAAUGAGCCUACUUCAUUUCAAGUAAUCUUAGUUUUUAAAACGAACGGUUAAUUAAUAUUUUCAAUUCCAGUAUAUCACUUUAAGUAGAAGGGGAUGUCCAAGUAAUUUUGGUUUUCUAACUGUUGAAUCAUAAGCUUGACCGGCCCACAGAGGCUUUUCGGAUGUUUUUAUCUGUGUUCUGCCAUCUCUUUACACUACACUCCUCCGACAUUCAGUUUACCUAAAUCUUCACAUUUUUACACCUUGGGAAGUGGCGUUGCUGGGUUGAAAAUAAAGGAGUCACAGAAACUAAUCAAAAUAAAAUGUGCAUUAUAACAACUUUUAAUACACUUUAGCAUUUUAUUUGAAGAAUUUUUUUUUGCUUUUAGAUUUAAUACAUACAUGGACGAUGGCAUAAACUUAGGGGAGAAUCCAUGAAUGGUUUGUAGCGUCCCGAUCUAUCACCAUCAUUACCUUAUCAAGAAGAAACUGAGUUACAGGGUUGUGAGUAAAAGAUGGGGAUCAGCUCCUGUAAUCAGCCAUGCUAAUUGCUGUGGCACGUCUCACCACAUUUUACAGAUUGAGGCAUAAAUGGAAACAGGUGACUUAUAAUGGGCAUUUCCUGUGCCAGAUGUUUGUUCAAUGCCGUUCUAAACAGCUUUAGCCUCAACAAGCCUGCAGGUUUAGGUGCUAUGUUUCCCAUUUUGUAAGUGAGGAAAGGAGUCACCAGGCCUUCCCCUGCCACGUAUAUGAAGGCUUGUAUUACAAGUUCUUUUGACAUAUUUCUCACCUGUUUUCCUCUGGACCAGGGUGUAUUCAUGGGCACUGGGAGAAUUUACAUUCUGUUGGUGGCAAACCAUACAAUUAUCCCUAGCAGCAAGUGCUACAGAAAAAGGAAAGGCUUGGAGGAUAGCUUACAGCAUUUAUGUGGGAGAGAUGUCUGAGCUGAAAUGAUUGACUGCAUUCUCUUGAAAAAAGGCAUGGAAUAUGUUUUUCAGAAGGGAUUCCUGGAAUGUGAAGGAUAGACAGUUUCAGUGAGGAAAGAUAAGUUUAUUUUGUUAGGCAUAACAGGCUUCCUUUAAAAAGGUUAAAUUCUAACCCUUAGCUGAGGUGGGUUGUUUCUGCUUCCAGCCUGAGCUCCUUCUCCAGGGUGUCCCAAGAGUUCCCAGUAGAUGAAGUGGGCAGAAGGGCUACCAGCCUAAGUUCAGGGCGGUGCUCAGACUACACUUGGCAUUUUCAUCAUACUCAGUCAGCCGAAGAAGACUCAGCUGUACCCUUGGCUGCCAUCUGUUAACGAUAUUAAGACAAGU